Eremothecium gossypii ATCC 10895 is the source of this 2745-nucleotide messenger RNA. It is a transcript of the gene NIP100, whose product is annotated as Nip100p. The coding region runs from base 1 to 2745 and encodes 914 amino acids. Gene Ontology annotation, biological process: establishment of mitotic spindle orientation; nuclear migration involved in conjugation with cellular fusion. The transcript has a single exon. Lineage: Eukaryota; Fungi; Ascomycota; Saccharomycetes; Saccharomycetales; Saccharomycetaceae. Gene Ontology annotation, cellular component: spindle pole body; microtubule associated complex; spindle. The record is from RefSeq and is marked provisional.
AUGGUUAAGGUUGGGGACAGAGUCAAGGUGCGCGGGCUUGUUGGUGUUGUGCGGUACCUUGGCGAAACGAAGUUUGCUGCGGGGCAGUGGGUAGGGAUUGAGCUAGAUGAGGCAUUGGGCAAGAACGAUGGUUCGGUGCAAGGCGUGAACUAUUUCCGGCCUAGUAAGCGCGGGGGGCUGUACGGACUUUUUGCGCGUGCGGAGACGGUGGUGGUAGUGGCGGAUGGGCUACCGCGGUCGAGGCUUCCGAAGCCGCUGAAGACGCCUUCGGUCGACGGCGGUAGCCGCACAGCAAGCCCCGGGCCCACCAGUGUGGCCAGCAUGGCAACAGGGCGGCCGCGGAGCCGCACUACGCCGUCCAGGGAUUCAGGAACGUCCGCAGGGUCGCAGGAUAACGGCACGCCCCUGCGGAUGUCGGCGUCGCCGCGGUCGUCGGUGCCGCCGCCGUUGCUCAGCGGCUCGCCGGUGCUUCUGCCGCCGCUCGAAGAGACGAAGCUACAGAAGGUGGUGGAAAAGCUGCAGGAGAAGUUGUACCGGCUCCAUCUGGAGUGCAAGGAGCUGAAGCGGCGGUUGGAGGAGCAGGCGCAGUCGGAGAAGGUGGAGACGCUAGUGCGCGAUGUGGAGGUGCUGGCCAUUGCGAAGGUGUCACUGGAAGAGGAAAAGGAGGAACUCACGCAGCGGCUCUCAUCGCUGGAGGCAGACUACGCGACUGUCGUUGGUGAAUUGGGCCAAUAUCGCGAAGAAGUGGAACUGCGACGCAAGAUCGACCUGGAAGAGGCCUCGCGGGACGAUGUGGGCGCAGAUGUCCUCUGGAAACAGAACGAGCUGAUGAAAGAUGCCCUUCUUCAGCUGGAGGGCUCUUUAGAAGCGACCAACCAGCUUGUAGUAACCUUGCAGGAGGAGAAGGUGCAACUUGCAGAAGAUAACAAUCUUCUGCUGAAGAAUAUUGAGGAGCUGAAAAACCAGCUGUCAGAUGCCCAGUCUACGAUCGACGAUCUAGUAGCACAAGUGGAUGCGGAAGGGAAUGUUUCUCAUAUUGUUGAGUCGUUGACGACGCAAAACUUGGCGCUGACAGAGCAGAUCGAUCAGCUUAACAAGCAGCUGAACGAGGUCAGCAGCAAAAAUGAGGUCACUGCAGAGCUAGAACAGGUUUACAAAGAGGUGGAACGUGAACUCCUGCAGCAGAUCCACAGUCUCCAGCAAAAGGUGGAGGAUGAUGAGCUUGUAAUUUCGAGGCUGACAGAGAAGAAUGACGAACUGGAAUUUUUGCUGGAGAGCAACCAGCCAACAUCUGUAGAUGAUUCGAUUGUUGACGAUUUACGAAACACAAUUGUAAUUCUAGAAAACGAUAAGUGCAGGUUGAGGCUAGAUGCGGAGUUCCUCCACGAGAAAAUCAGAGCGCGGAAGCCAGAUCCCCUCAAAGAAUAUACUUAUCAGUUGAACUACCUUGCUAUGCUAGUGGGUGAUAACCCUUCUUAUGAGGAAACCCCCACGAUAGAGAUCAGAAUCACAUUGGUAUACUUGUCCGCGGUGUGUGAAACCAUUGCCGGCUUGUAUUCCAUGAAGUCAAUUGAGGAAGACAGUGUUGAUUAUAUAAUCAACGCCAUUCCGCUCGACAAGUGGAUUACCAGGUACCAGAAUGGGCAGAAUUUGAAUAUAGACCGCUAUCAAAUAUGGCUGAAGUUACUUGAUGCCCACCCGUUGUUGGAAAUUUCUGCUAAUCUGGUCUACGGCACCUUUCUACGACUGUGUGUGGAUGUGACACCAGCACUCCUCGCCAUCCUCAAAGGUUCACUAUCUACUCAAGAGAUACAGGAUAUAUAUGGUUGCUUUCAGACGAUUGAGAAGAUUCUGCUUGCAAUCAUAAAGGAAAACAACCUGCAUGAGCGCUUGAUGUCCUUUAAGACGCUAGAGGUCAUGCCGGUGCUAUCUCAGCUGUUCUUAAUUGUUGACAAGCUUCUACAGAAUGAUGCCGCUGAAACUGUCGUAAGUGAACUACAGGAGCUUCAGAAGAUUAUGGCUGAAGCUGAGCUUGAACUAGUAGAAGCACCCGCUGAUGCUACCUCAGAAAAAUCUCUCGAUGACUUACCGCCCGAAGAGCAUACCCCACCUGAGGUGAUGAUCAGACUUCAAAAAUACGAAGAAAUGCUACAAGAAAAGGAAACAGCCAUAGAGGAACUGAUGUUAAAAGUCCGUGUGCUUGACAUUAAAAAUGAGAAAACAAAAGAGCAUGAGAACACUAUAAUGAAGUUGCGGGGAGAGCUUGACGAGCUUAAAGAAAAGAAUCAAUCCCUUCUCAAGAAGUCAGAUGAGCUACAAAAGACAAGCGCACUAUUAGAAGAAAGAAUACAAAAAGAGAGAGCUAAUCGGUAUACGUUGAUUUCCACAAAAGGAUACUCUGAGCUUUUGGAAGAGAAACUAAAGAUGGAGAAAUUAGACUUGAUCUCCGAAAUUAGUGACCUAAGGAAAGUUAUUCGGUCCCUGGAACACGUAGAAACUCCAGAUUCUCUCAGCUGGCUAAAAGAGUCACUUACGAUGGAAAAAAUGCGUAGCCCACCUAUAAGGACAAAAGUCAACGAACUGCUAAACGUGCUACAAAUGUCGGUGAGAAACUGUGACGUCCUCCCUAUAUCGGGUCCGCAACAUGAGUGGCAACCGAAGCAUAAGAUCGUCAAGUACCAUUUGUCUACUUUGGUUGAAAGGGAGGCAUUGAUUAAACGCAUGACUAACAACAUAUAUACCUAG